AUGAGAAUGGCGCCUCCAACUCCCGAAUCCGAAGCCCAUCAGGCACUCAUCGCCCAACUCGAUAUCCACUCAAUCCCUAAGCCUUUCCGCAGUCAAACAUGGAAGCCAAAUCAACGGCGCAACAAGAACAUCAAGACCAUCCUCGGUGAUGCAGUUCGUAAAGAGGCUUCAACAAUGGCAACCCAAGAGAACAGUGGUGCUGCAACCCCGCUCCCAGAUGACUCAGGGACAUCCACAAAUGGCGAUGUUACCCCAGCGGUCUCUACAGCUAGUUCUAUGCUGCAACCCAACCUCGCGCAGGCAUCACGGAAUCUGUCGAAGCUGGUCUUGGAGAGGAAUAUGAAGUCGAAUGGGUUCUCAACUGCGCCGAAUGCUACAUAUACGAAUAUCGAGUCGGCACCGAGUAUGGCGCACAAGAGACAUUAUUGUGAUAUAACUGGGUUACCUGCGCCAUAUACUGAUCCAAAGACGAGGCUAAGGUACCAUAACAAGGAAGUGUUUGGGGUAAUUCGGACUUUGGGUCAAGGAGUGGCAGAGCAAUACUUGGAGGCAAGAGGAGCGCAUACAAUCUUGAAGUGA
Messenger RNA from Hymenoscyphus albidus, 579 nucleotides. The record is from the annotation of a GenBank genome assembly. NCBI's taxonomy places the organism in Eukaryota, Fungi, Ascomycota, Leotiomycetes, Helotiales, Helotiaceae.